Molecule: messenger RNA, 1748 nt
Organism: Tarenaya hassleriana
Lineage: Eukaryota; Viridiplantae; Streptophyta; Magnoliopsida; Brassicales; Cleomaceae
Product: chromo domain-containing protein LHP1-like
Exons: 6
Coding region: 220-1500 (426 amino acids)
Biological process (GO): heterochromatin formation
Cellular component (GO): nucleus
Source: RefSeq, a predicted model, not a curated record
AAAAAAACUGGUCGUGAGAGGGUCCCGUCAGGUCCUCUUUUCCCGCAAACCCCUUCCGAGAGAAACCUCGGAAGAAAUUCUCCAUCUUUUUCCAAUUCUUCGGCGAAAAAGGGAAUACACUUUGCUUUUUGUUAAGAAGAAACGGACCCAGAAGAAGAGAGAAAGCCCGAUUUGCAGGAAGACCUAGUCUCCUUCGGGUUUGGACCCGAAUACACAGAAAUGAAGGGAUGUGCGAGGAAGAAGACCCAAGUCGUGAAUGACGCCGUUCAGGCGGAUACGGCGGCGGGAGACGGCGGGGAGAGCAAAAAGAGAGACGUUGUCUCCGGCGGAGGAGGUGGUUACGGCGGGGAGUCGGCUCUUCGCGAGGUGGGUGAUGAUGGGCUUAACGAGGAUUGGGAAGAAGAAGGACAAGGAGAAGAAUAUGAAGAGGAGGAAUAUGAUGGAGAAGAGGAAGAAGAAGAUCAAGAGGAGAGGCCGAAACUAGACGAAGGGUUUUUCGAAAUCGAAGCUAUUCGUCGCAAGAGAGUUAGAAAGGGAAAGCUCCAGUAUCUAAUUAAAUGGCGUGGAUGGCCUGAAACUGCAAACACUUGGGAGCCUCUGGAGAAUCUCCAGUCUUGCUCCGAUUUUAUCGAUGCAUUUGAGGAAAGUUUGAGAUCAGGAAAGCAUGGUAGGAGACGGAAACGCAAAUCCGGAGGGUUUCAUUUUCAAAUAAAGAAGAAGCAGCCUCGUUCAGUGUCUACUUCUCAUGAUGCUACAUGUGCUCUAACUGUUUUCAUCGACAAAUCAACGACAGACCUCAACGGUUUUACUCGAAAAGUAGGUCGGGAAGUGAAGAGUGCUAAUCUAGACAACCAAGUUGAUGAAAUCGGUGGUAGUGAUGGUGUUAGUUCUAAGGGAGAGGAGGAAGAACACGAUCCCACACUUAACGAACUUAGAGGGCCAGUGUCUAAUAACGAGGUCCAUACAAAUAACUCUGUGGGAUGUUCCCAUGGAGGUGUUUAUUCAGAAGGCGAUGUUCCGAAAAAUGGCCUUCUUAAGGUUCGUUCCAAGGAGCUUGAUAAGAGCGGUCGGUGCAUAGGGGCCAAGCGAAGAAAGUCUGGAUCGGUGAAAAGAUUUAAGCAUGAUGCUACCACUAGUAAACCUACCACGAAUCCGAACCCGAGUCCUGAUUUGACUGCACUGGACACUUUUGGCGCGAUUGUGAAGCUAGGGACCGAGUAUCAUGGCGUGACGGAAAAUGGGUUGUGCCAGAAAACCAAGAUGGAAGAGUUGAAUAUCACAAAGAUCCUUAAGCCGAUAAGUUUUUCGGCCUCUGUGUCAGAGAACGUUCAGGAUGUGUCGGUAACCUUCACGGCAUUGAGGUCGGACGGGGAAGAAGUGACUGUGGACAACAAAUUUCUCAAGGCUCAAAACCCUCUUCUGGUUCCAUUCCUGCUUCUGCUUUGGUUCCAGUUGGUUGAUUUCUAUGAGCAACAUCUCAAGUACAAUCCUACUUCUUGAUUCGGCCCUAAGAUCACACGGAAAAAGGGUUAGAAUUGUUUGUACUCUUCAUUUGUUUGUAACUCUGUAGGUAGACAGAUCAGUGUGGGGGGGAAAGAAACUGGAAAUGUAUUUGUUUGAUAGCUUCUGUCUCAUUGUAUAUACGCAUCGGUUCUCGGGGGAUUAGACAAAGAUUUUGCAUAAAGCAAACUUGGAAAUUUUCCGACAAGACUGACGUUAAGUGUUAGUUACACUUGUGUGGGUUUUUA